UCCACGUCACGCCGGAAGUGCAAGCCAAGAUUCACGCUGUGUACGACGAGGCCCUCGCGCAGAUGCGCACUCUUCUCGAUGAAACAUACGACAGAACGGUAGCCGAGAUGACGCACCGUCUCGACGGGUUCGAAAAGGAAUUAACGGCCCAAGCCGCUGCAUCCCACGCAUCCCUCGUGGACGACCUCGAGCUGCGUUAUGCGACAGUGAAGCUCGACCUCGAGCACGUCAUCGAAGAGAUGCAUAAAGAGCAUGAGCACCAGCGAUCGCACGUCGUCUACCUGGAGACACGUUUGAAAGCGCUCGAGGCGACCCCCGACCGAGGGGAUGUCGCAUUGUGCAACCAGCUGCGAGAGCGUGUGGCAAAGCUCGAGGCAGCACUCGAGGACGCCGCCGCUCGAUGCGUGACCAUCGAGAACGAGCACGCCACGGCGAAACGCCGCAUUGGCCACCUCGAGUCGGAAGCGACGCUGCGCGAAGCCAAGUGGGCCAUGACGCAAGGCAUGCAUGCGAGGGAAACGUCCCAGCUCUGCGACAUCAUUCGCAUGAACGAAGCGCAGUUUAUGCAUGUCGCCACCGCCCACAAAUCGUUGCCUGUCAAGACGGCCGCAUCGUCGCCGACUCGCGUGCAGCGGUAUGAUCCGCACUCGGGCCGUGCUCUCGUGCAUGUGACCCACCUGUCAACGGACUUGGUGGCGGCGGCGCCUGGCGUUCAGUACAUCUCGUCAAGUCCCACUCGGCCACCAGCACGGCCUCCGUCGCCUCAACCCCGCCAUCCCCGGCCGAACACAACGCCAUCGGGCAAUCCUCUUCCUCUCUUGCCCACGGCGACAGUUGAACGGCCCUAUGUUUAAAUACGAGUCGCUGGGUCGGGCGGUAUUCGUCGGGGCUGGUGGUCGGUCUGCG
Aphanomyces invadans is the source of this 906-nucleotide messenger RNA. RefSeq lists its product as hypothetical. The transcript has 4 exons. The annotation marks the transcript as partial. The record is from RefSeq and is a predicted model, not a curated record. Lineage: Eukaryota; Oomycota; Saprolegniomycetes; Saprolegniales; Verrucalvaceae.